Trichobilharzia szidati is the source of this 566-nucleotide messenger RNA. The record is from the annotation of a GenBank genome assembly. Lineage: Eukaryota; Metazoa; Platyhelminthes; Trematoda; Strigeidida; Schistosomatidae.
CAUAUACAUACAUAGUGUGCGUUCAAAUAUAACUAUAAAAAUGCAUGAAAUUAUUUUGCAGUAGAUAACACAGACAACAUACACUGUUGAGAGAUUUUAAAUCAUGAGAAAUUUAGUACUGCAGACACUAUGUUGCCUUCUACUCCUAUUACCUUUUAUCAAUGCAAGUAAUGAAAAUGAUCUGAAUUCAACACUGGACGCAUACGCAGAUUCAUACCGUGAAGCUGUGGAUUAUAAAUUUCUCAUGAUUGAAAUUCAGACAGGCGAAGAUCCUCAGAAUGUCGAAGGAAUAAUAAAACCUGAAAUCCUGAGACUUGAACACUUAUAUCAAAGUAAAUGGGCAAAGGAAUUUCUCGAAUCAAUCGGUGCAGAAGAUAAGAAGCUGGUGAAUUUUUUUAUUGGUGGGUAAUUUCUUCCUAAAGUAAUAAACAGAAUGAAUGUAACAAAUCAUUUGGUAUCUGACGACAAAAACACCAUGUUACUGUUUGUGAAAUGAACGUCAGCUUGAAAUCAUUUCGUGUGACAGAUGUCACUAAAGGUGUUCAUAUUGAUUUUUAUUUGAUAAG